AUGUCGUCCAAGGUCAAGGCUGGUCAGCUCUGGGGAAAGAGCAAGGAUGAUCUCACCAAGCAGCUCGAGGAGCUCAAGUUCGACCUGAACCAGCUCCGUGUCCAGAAGAUUGCUGGUGGUGCUUCGGCGAAGACCCAGAGGAUCCACGACGUCCGCAAGUCGAUCGCUCGUGUCCUCACCGUCAUCAACGCCAACCAGCGCUCGCAGCUCCGCCUCUUCUACAAGAACAAGAAGUUCCUCCCUCUUGACCUCCGCCCCAAGCUCACUCGCGCCCUCCGCCGCCGGCUCACCAAGCACGAGGCUACCGCGAAGACCGACAAGCAGAAGAAGAAGCAGAUCCACUUCCCCCAGCGGAAGUACGCUGUUAAGGCUUAA
Aspergillus campestris IBT 28561 is the source of this 375-nucleotide messenger RNA. Its product is annotated as 60S ribosomal protein uL29. The record is from RefSeq and is a predicted model, not a curated record. Gene Ontology annotation, cellular component: cytosolic large ribosomal subunit; ribosome. Lineage: Eukaryota; Fungi; Ascomycota; Eurotiomycetes; Eurotiales; Aspergillaceae. Gene Ontology annotation, molecular function: mRNA binding; structural constituent of ribosome. Gene Ontology annotation, biological process: maturation of LSU-rRNA from tricistronic rRNA transcript (SSU-rRNA, 5.8S rRNA, LSU-rRNA); translation. The transcript is spliced from 4 exons. The coding region runs from base 1 to 375 and encodes 124 amino acids.